AGCCAUCUUGUCCUCCUGGCGAGGACGCGGCGGAGGCAGCGCGAGGAUGAGGCGCUUCCCGGCCGUCGCGAGCGGCCUCUCGAAGAGAUUUUACUCACUUAAAGUAGCUCCUAAAGUUGCAGCCUCGGCGAAAGUAGAUCGAGUGAAAUUAUCUCCAGAGGGACAAGAUUUUGAGAUUACAAAAUUGCCAAAUGGCUUAGUUAUWGCAUCUCUGGAAAAUUUUUCUCCAGCUUCAAGAAUUGGUGUGUUCAUUAAAGCAGGGAGCAGAUAUGAAACUACUAGUAACUUGGGAACUGCCCACUUGCUUCGUCUUGCAUCCAAUUUGACUACUAAAGGAGCAUCUUCUUUCAAGAUUACUCGUGGCAUUGAAGCUGUUGGGGGUAGCCUGAGUGUGUACUCAACRAGAGAGAAAAUGACUUACUCAGUUGAAUGCUUGCGUGACUAUGUUGAUACUGUAAUGGAGUUCCUCCUUAAUGUCACUACAGCUCCAGAGUUCAGGCCAUGGGAAGUAACCGAUCUUCAGCCACAAUUAAAAGUUGACAAAGCAAUUGCAUUUCAGAACCCACAAGUUGGAGUUUUGGAAAACUUGCACAUGGCAGCUUAUAAGAAUGCUCUGGCAAACCCUUUAUAUUGUCCAGAUUAUGCAAUUGGAAAAAUUACCUCUGAGCAGCUUCACCAUUUUGUACAGAACAAUUUUACAAGUGCGAGAAUGGCGCUCGUAGGAAUAGGUGUGAAGCAUGCUGAACUAAAGCAAGUUGCAGAGCAGUUUCUGAAUAUCAGAAGUGGAUCUGGUUCUUCUGGUGCAAAGGCCAUCUAUAGAGGAGGAGAAAUCAGAGAACAGAAUGGUGACAGCCUUGUCCAUGCUGCUGUUGUAGCAGAAGGAGCUGCGGUUGGAAGCGCAGAGGCCAAUGCGUUCAGUGUCCUGCAGCACGUUUUAGGUGCUGGGCCCCUUAUUAAGAGGGGAAGCAAUGUUACCAGCAAACUCAUCCAGGGUGUUGCUAAAGCGACUACCCAGCCAUUUGACGCUUCUGCAUUUAAUGUUAAUUACUCUGAUUCUGGGCUUUUUGGAGUUUACACCAUAUCACAGGCCCCAAAUGCUGCAGAGGUCAUUAAAGCUGCUUUGAACCAGAUCAAGGCAGUUGCUCAGGGCACCAUCACAGAUGCCGAUGUCACAAAAGCAAAAAAUCAGCUGAAAGCCACCUAUUUGAUGUCCGUGGAGACUGCAGAGGGGUUACUGAAUGAAAUUGGCUCUGAGUCCCUGGUUUCUGGCACACACACAUCACCAUCUGAUGUUGCUCAAAAGAUCGACUCUGUGGCCACAGCCGAUGUUGUGAAUGCUGCGAAGAAGUUUGUCAAUGGGAAGAAAUCAAUGGCAGCUAGCGGGGAUUUGGGAAAUACUCCUUUUCUUGAUGAGUUGUAAAAGCAAAGAUGAGGCAGAUUCAAAAGGGACCUGAGCUACAAGUCACAUGUGUUCUAAAUAAAUUGCUACUAACUUGUUAUUUAUGGAUUCAGUUCUUUCCAAAAAUUAAUCUGCAGUAAUUGUGGGCUUGCACACAUCAAAUAAAGUGCUGAGU
This is a messenger RNA of Nothoprocta perdicaria, 1574 nucleotides long. RefSeq names its product cytochrome b-c1 complex subunit 2, mitochondrial. The record is from RefSeq and is a predicted model, not a curated record. Gene Ontology annotation, cellular component: mitochondrion. The transcript has 14 exons. Gene Ontology annotation, molecular function: metal ion binding. NCBI's taxonomy places the organism in Eukaryota, Metazoa, Chordata, Aves, Tinamiformes, Tinamidae. The coding region runs from base 47 to 1420 and encodes 457 amino acids.